GCACCGUGGGUGUGCAGUAAAUGUGCGAUCGGUCUCUGCGCAGCCCCCCCUGCCUUGGGCUGUCGAGUUGCCAGAGCUCUGCGCUUCUCAUUUCGGGCGGGAGAACUGGCUCUGCCAGACAGGAUCCCCGUGAUUGUGGUGCUGGCAGUCUCCCACCUGGGCCUGCAUGUGCUGGGGCAGCCCCCCAGGUGGCUGUGCUGGGCUGGAGGCCACAGUGUGCGCGCUGGCCUGGGAGCCCAGGAGGUAGGGUGCUGGAAGCUCCCAGCAGAGACUGGGUUGGGAUGUCCCCAAACCCAGGGCCUCAGUCUGCUGCUACGGGCAGAACUUGGUGUGACCCCAUGGAGGGGCAUGGUACUCUGCGCUGGCUCCUGAGUGCAGCCCACCCUCUGCUUCCGUGGGCUGGGUGCCACUGGCUCGGCCCGAGAGGCCCUGGCAGCAACCUGGCUUCUUGCUUUGGCCGGGGACCUUGCCCCGAGCCAUGGCUGUCUGCCGUGGGCAGAAUUGCUGUCGUCUGUGCCUCCUCCCUCCCUCAUCAGCCCCAGCCCAGCAGGCUGCUGUCAUGGGUGCAGGCAUUGGUGCUGACACGGGGCAGCUAUUCUUGCAUGGUACCAGGUGCCUGGGCCCUCCCUGCCCUGGGGCACGAGGCAUCAUCCCCACAUGCCUCUGUCUCUUGUGUGCACACCCUGUCCCCUCGCUGUUCCUUGGGGUCCAUCACCAGGAUGUCUGGGCUGAGGCUUCCUGGCUGAGGCUUGGCUUCGGCCAAACUUCUUCAUGCUUCAGGCGGUUUGCUCAUGCAGCUCUUAGCUGCCCCCGCCUGCUUGUAUGCUCUUCCCUUCCUCCCUCCACCCCCAACCCACUGAGUUUUGAGGGCAGGUCCAUCUUGGCUGUGUGGGAAUGCUCACCAGUGAACCUUGCUUGAGCUGCGAGUGGCAGUGCCGAGCAGCAGUUGUCCUGAGACCGCGGGGGUGUAGGAGGAGUAGGGUGCGCUGGCACUGCAGGCAGCCCCUCUGCCCCAUAGCACCAGACCUUCUCCUGUCAGGAAGCCCUUAGCACUUGCUCUGCUCCCCAGCGAGGGCUGUCUGCAUGGUGCCUCAUUGCAUCGGUGACCACGGGGCUGGGGUGCCUGGCAGCAGGUGCAUCCAGAGGUGACGGGCACGGCGAGGAUCUGAUCUGCAGCCCAUGUGCUGUGUCCGGGUGCUCACGAGGAUGCUGCCUGGUGCUGGGCUGCUGCUCUCCUGGGGCCUGGCUCCUGUCUACACCUUUUCCUGGGGCAUGAAAGCAUUGCUCUGCCCGUUGCUGAGGGAAGGAAAUGUUGCAAGCCUGCAGAUCAUCUUGUGGGGCUUCUCCAGCUCGUGCGCCACAGGCCUCCGUGUCCAGACAUGCCUGGUCUGACCCGCUUCAGGGGCCAGGGGCCCGCUGGUGGCCCCUUUGAGCCCCCUCCUCAGGGGCAGAGCAGGGUCUUGGUGUUAAAGGGCCAUUCUGGGAACCAAGGAAGGUGCGGGUGAAGCUGGACUCUUCUGCUCCAGAGAACAAGUGCAAGCAAAUCUUUAGCUCAGGUCUAGCAAUAAUGGAGCCCUUGAUGGGCAGUGCCAGAAUGGUGUUCUGGAAAUGCCUCUGCUCUGUGGCAGUUUGUGUAACCUCAGGUUUGCAGGAGCCCUCUUUCCCCUCGCUGUUGGCUCGGCCGCAGACGGGCACUGGCCAGGAAACAAUGUCGAGGCAGAAGAGCACCGUUUCCCAGCUGGACCUGGGUUUUACUGUCCUGUUACCUGGCCAGGACCCCGCAGAGCUGUUGCAUGAGGGAGUGGCCCCAGAGCUCAUGUCCCGCCUAAGUGAGAUGAGCUUGCCUCCGUUAUAGCGUGUCCUGUCCUGAGCCAGGUCUGACAGGACUUGGACCACACUACAACCCCAAGCAGCCUUUAGCCCACCUCCAUCUCUUGCACCUUUUUAAACCCCCUGCCUGUGCCGCUCUUGCCUUGGCGGCUGCUGCUGCUUCUCUUGCCCAAGCUUUGAUGGAGGGAAUGUGAGUGAAGGCUGUGCCGAGGAGGCCUCCCUCUGAGGCAGGACAAUUGGGGCCUCCCUGUGUGAGGAGCGCCCGGCUGGGCUGGGCGGCUGGAGCUGGGGCUGAGGAGGGGACCCCUGGGUCGGCACCACCAGGAGGGAGCGUGUGCUGCUGGGCGGCUGUGGCGGUGAGCUACCCCUUGCUGCGGCGACUUGCUGCUGCCCUGGAGCGCUGGGCAUGGGGGUGCUGUCGCCGCCUCCUUCUGCCGGGCUGGCAGGUACUGGAGGAAGCGCGGGGCUUGGUCCGCAGCCGGGGUCUGGCAGCAGCGGGGCCCGAGUGAGAGCACGGCUGGGACUGAGACCCUGCCCUGGAGCAGGGGCUGGGCAUGGGCCAGAGCCCCUGUCGACCUCUCCCCACCCACUGCCUGUAGGGACCCUUGUGGGCUGUUGCACGGGCCCCUCCAGGCUACGGCCAUUGCUGGGGGUGGAGGGGGCAGAUGGCCUGUGCAGCCCCCUACCUCGAGCCCUGCAGCGAGCUGGCUUCCCUGAUCCAGUGCUGUGCAGGCGUGUCCAGCAGCCGCUCCCCUGGCAGUGGGCUGAGGCCUGUCCCUGGGGCCUGUGGGUGGUGGACUUGGGGGCUGGCCUCUUGGGCCCACGCAGUCCCUGUCUGGCUGUGCUGUCCCUGCAGGUGCCAGGCCCUGUCCUGCAUGCCGACAGGCUGGCUCGCUCCCAGCUGGGGCCUUGCCUGCAUUCCCCCUUGGCCCUGCCUGUGCCAGGCACCUGCUGGCUUCCUGGCUCUGGUCCCGGGCAUGAGGGAAGGGGAGCAAGUGCCGGGUCUCCUGGGCAGAGCCCAGGGCUGCCGGCCAGAAGCUGAGUGCCAUUUCCUCUCCAGGCGCACCCCCUGCUCUCCCCCCGCCAGCUGUGGUGCCAGGGGGGCUAGUGGCUGUCCACGGGUCGGAGUUCGUGUGGGCCUCAAGGCGGGGGCUGCGCCCCCUGCCCUUGAUGAAAGAGCUGCCUGGCAAGAGCCCCUGCCCCAGGCACAGCCCUUGGGCCCAGGCACCGUGGGGCUGGGGCUGGGGCUGGGGCUGGCACUGGCUUCGCCCAUGAAGGUGAUGGAGGCAGCAGCUUUGCCGCCUGCCGCCAUGGAGGGCCUUGUGAUGGCCUACCACAACUUAAUGAAGAAAGCAGACCCUCGGAUUGCCGAGUACCCGCUGAUGGACUCGCCCUUCCUCAUGAUGGGGAUCCUGCUGGGCUACGUGUACUUCGUGCUGUCUCUGGGCCCGCGCAUGAUGGCCAACAGGAAGCCCCUGGACCUCAAGAAGUUCAUGGUGGUGUACAACUUCUUCCUGGUGGGACUCUCGUUCUACAUCGUCUACGAGUUCUUAAUGGCGGGUUGGCUGACCGGCUACACCUGGAGCUGUGACCCCGUGGACACCUCCCAGAGCCCUCAGGCCCUUCGGAUGGUGCGUGUCGCCUGGCUCUUCGUCUUCUCCAAGUUCAUCGAGCUCACGGACACGGUGAUCUUUGUGGUGCGGAAGAAGAGUGAGCAGGUCACCUUCCUGCAUGUCUUCCACCACUCGGUCCUGCCCUGGAGCUGGUGGUGGGGCGCACGCUUUGGUCCAGGUGGUAUGGGCUCCUUCCAUGCCAUGGUGAACUCCAUGGUGCAUGUUGUUAUGUACUUCUACUACGGGCUCUCAGCCGCCGGCCCUGCCUUCCAGAAGUACCUGUGGUGGAAGAAGCAUAUCACGGCCAUUCAGCUGCUGCAGUUCGUGAUCGUCUCCAUCCACAUCUCGCAGUACUACUUCAUGCCUAGCUGCAACUACCAGUUCCCUAUCUUCAUCCACCUCAUUUGGAUCUAUGGGACCAUCUUCUUCAUCCUCUUCUCCAACUUCUGGUACCAGUCGUACACCAAGGGCAAGCGGCUGCCCAAGAGGGCUGAGCUGGCUCCCUUGCAGAAUGGUGCUACUAGCAGCCUCCAUGCCAAUGGCAAGGUCAAGGCCAACUAGAGGGCAUGGUCCUCCCAGAGCCCAUGAGUGCCCCGGGGCGGAGGCGGCUGGGACCUGUCCCUUGCUCCUGGGCAUCAUUCGCCAAACCAAGUGCCUAUAGACUGUCCCCCACGGCCCUGGGCCUGGGCCUGCCUGCACUCCUGUCUGCCCCCUGCUCGGCAUCGCCCCAGGCCAUGGCCCUCACUGGGAACAGAUGGGCCAUGGUCUCUUCCCCACGGGGUUCCUGCCCCGCUCAUCUCCGAAGAAACCUCCCCAAGUGCCUGUGACUGCCCCUUGCAUUGGGGCCCCUCCCUUCUGUCUAGGACCAAACCCGGGCCCAGCCCUGCGUCUCCCCAGGCCCUUGCAGUCGCCCAUGCUGCCCCCUGCUCACCGCUGCGGCCUGUGGGCAUGAGGAAUGGGGCUGGCGGCUGCCCCUUUUUCCCUGCCCUGCCCUGCUCUACUCCACCGUGGUGCUCUGGAUGGCAGCUGCCUAUGGUACCUUUCCCCUGAGCUCAGGCCAUGCCUGCCCCGUGCAGGGCACGCUGCAGAGGUGCACACUCCCUGCCUGCCCUCUUCCCCUGUCCCAGGCUGUGUUCUGCUGCGGGGACUUCCACUGCUGUGCUGGCCCUGGUGCCCUGCUGGGAUGCGGCCCUGGGUCCUACUCUAGCUCAGAGCAGAGCAGCUGUGCUCCUGCCUCGACUCUCACACAGCUGGAGCUGGAGCAAUAAUCCCCAGCAGUGGCUCUGGGCAGGCACUAGCCUGUGGCUGUGCCCACACGGGGAAGAGCACGGCUGGCUCCCUCUCCAGCCUGGCCCCGGCUCCCUGGUGCUGCCCAUCUCCUCUGUGCCUUGUCCAGCUGGUGCCUGGGGGAAGUGUCUGGGGCCCAGUGCUCGUCCCCAGCUCCUUGUAGCCAAAGGCUGGGGGAGGGGGUGCGGCUGCGGCUGCGCUGCUCUUGUAUCAUCAGAAAUAAACAGACCAAGUGGCUCCA
This is a messenger RNA of Alligator sinensis (Chinese alligator), 4971 nucleotides long. RefSeq names its product ELOVL fatty acid elongase 1 (gene ELOVL1). Gene Ontology annotation, molecular function: fatty acid elongase activity. Gene Ontology annotation, cellular component: endoplasmic reticulum membrane; endoplasmic reticulum. Gene Ontology annotation, biological process: sphingolipid biosynthetic process; fatty acid elongation, monounsaturated fatty acid; fatty acid elongation, polyunsaturated fatty acid. The transcript is spliced from 8 exons. NCBI's taxonomy places the organism in Eukaryota, Metazoa, Chordata, Crocodylia, Alligatoridae. The record is from RefSeq and is a predicted model, not a curated record. The coding region runs from base 2496 to 4004 and encodes 502 amino acids.